GUGACUGAUGUCUCGUGGGCCACGUUAAGCGAAGUGACAUUGUAAAAAACUGUGCAGACUCACUCAGCUCUUGUAGUUAAUGACAAAUCCGGGGGGUUAUGCAUUAAUUGUGUGUUCUCUUACCUUUGCGCUAAGAAUCGGGGUAACGCACACACAGAGUGUUUAACAUCACAGGUGUGCAAGAUGGACCACGGGACCAGCACGUUGCGGAGAAGAAUGGUCGACAUCGACGGGGGAAUUGAGAAGGACGAGAGCGAACUGGAGUGGUUGUUGGAAAACUUGAGAAAGAAUGACCAGCUCACCGACCACAUGGUGAACGUUGUGGAGUCGUUCGAGAGGCGCCUGUUGAAGCUGGAGAACGCCAUCAUGCCCGUCUACCGGGAGACAGAGGCGCUGAAGCAGCUCCAGAAAGCGACCGAGAUGACCCUGUCCUCCAUCGACCACAUAAUCGCACACUACCACGUGGCCAGCGAGACCCAGCAAUUCAUUAAGGAGGGAGCCGCCGCCCGCCUGGAGGAGUUCCUGGCCGUGCUGGAGCGGCUCCAUGGAGCCGCGCGGUUCUUCUCCGUCAGUCACCCCGGCAGCGUGGAGCUCAGCCAAGUGCGCGGCCUGCUGGAGCGAGGGAGCGCCGCCCUCGAGGUGGAGUUCGUCAGCGUCCUGAGUCGCCGGAGCAACCCCGUGCCCCCCGGAUUGACCGCGGAGCUCGCGGAGGCGGAUGGCGAUUGGUGGACGCGGGAGGACAGCGAGGGGGCACGUCGCGUGGAGCACCUCCCGGAGGGGGCCGCGCGCGAGCUCGCGCGCAUCGCCUCCUGGCUCGGGACUCACAGUGACAGCCUCGAGUUUUUGAAGAGUUACCAGCAGAUCCGUUCCCGGGUGCUUCUGCGCUCCAUGUCGGAACUCCGCGAGCACCACCAAAAGCUCGGCGUGAGGUUGGCCCGGCCGCUCACGGCGCCGCUCCUCUCGGCACGCAAACCCAACAAGAAGAUCGGCUCUAUGAUUGUGCUCCCGAGUGUGCAACGCUUGCAGUCAUUAUCCAAGUCUGAUCGUCGGAAGAGCAUCAGUGAUUUAACUUCCGUUGAAGCUAUGGAAGACAGCCUAGAGUUGGACGCACAGCUUUACCUGCCGUGCAUCCCUGGUUUCCUGAAGCUGGCAAUGAGCGAGUUUCACCUGCUGGAACAAAUCCUACCCACUCAUCACCACGCAACGGCUUUCGAGAAGCUUCUGUGGGAUGCGAUGGACAAGCUGAUUACGGACGCGGAGAAGAUUGCUUCGUCUGCCAAGCGAGCGGCGGAGAGGAGGAACUUCUUUGUCAUCUCCCCGCUCUUCGCCGUCAUCCGCCGCUUGAAGAGCUGCCAGCGCGGGUUCAACAUCGUCCUGCAGAUCACAUCCUCGGCCAUCAAGGACAGAGUUCCGUUGCUCAUUAGCAACAUGGAGGCUGCUGGAUUUGGUCUGCUCGAGGGAUUCACUUCGUACAUAAAGAGUGGAUCCGGGAAGGAUUACACGGUUCCCAAGGAUGGCACAGUGCACGAGCUUUCCUCCGCCGUCAUACUGUUCCUACGAGAAGUCCUGGAUUUCCAAGAGAUAGCCGGAGGCAUCCUCAGUUCCCAGGGCUACCAACACUCAAGCUUGGAGAAGAACGUCGGCGCCGCUGAAAAGGAGCAAAUCUGCCUAAGCGCCUACAUUUGCUCGGCUCGCAGCCGCGUGGAGCGCGCCCUGGCGGCCAUGGCGCACGUGUACGAGGACUCGGCCCUGGGCGCCGUCUUCCUCAUCAACAACUACAACUACCUGCGCUGCUCCCUGCGCAGUUUUGGUUUGCUGCCGCUGAUCGAGUUGACUGAGGCGGGGACUGAUGGAGCGUACGAGGGUUUAAUCGAGGAGCAGAUCGUGGUUUACAAGAAGAGUUGGAGGAAACUUCUGGAUCACAUCACGGUCAGCGGGCUCCCCUCAUUGGAACCCGGGUCCAAGAUAAAGUCGAAGGAGAGGAAAAUGAUCAAAGACAAGCUUAGUGCGUUCAACAAUGGCCUGGAAGAGCUGUGCAAAGUGCAGAGAACUUGGGCCAUCCCCGAUCGUGACCUGAGAGCGAAACUCUACGGCGAGGGCAAACCCGGAGUCGUUGCCGCCUACGGCAGCUUCCUCGAGAGAUUCGCAAGUGUCUCCUUCUCCAAGAAUCCCAGCAAGUACAUCAGAUACUCGGUGGAGCAGGUGGCAGGGCUGCUGGACGGGCGGUUCGACGCCACAGCCUGACCACCUCCCUCAGGAGAAGCCGCAACAACGUCACGUGGCACGCAGCGUCCGUAAUCGUUAUACCGUCAUUAGGGCUGUCAUGGAUAUGGCAAUGCUGCAAUAUAUCGAUACGAUACGAUCCACGGUAUCGCCUAAUGUGUUGUUAAAUAUUCCACUGGCUGACAUUAGCUUCGUUGUUGUUGCCGUACUUUGUUGUUGUUGUUCUACUCUUAGGUUUUUUUGGUAAAGUCACGUAGGUAAAAAAUUUAAUUAAAAUUAAUUAAAGUAAUAAUAGAAAUAAAAUGAUAAAAAAAUCACGACGUUUCGGAGGCAACACAAGUCUCCGUCAUCAGGUGGGACCGUCACAGCUAGAUUUGUUGUUCUACUUGGUCGCUUUUGUAAUUUUUGAUGACUCGGGUCGCCCUUGCAAAUGAGAUUCAUCCUUUGCCUCUUGAGUCAAAUAAAACGAACUUUAAAAGAUGUCAGAAUUACUAAAAAAAGUGAAUAGUUAAAGUUGUUAAUAAAUAUCAAUUGUCAAUUAACUUGAUGCAGGAGCCAUCAUUAGCAUGACGACGAUUGCUUGUGUUGCAAUCGAAACGUCGUAUUCUAUUAUUUCAUUUAUUUUCUUUCUCCGUGACUUUACCGAAAAAAAUCAAAGAGUAAUUCCUGCAGCCACGAAAGCUUCAAAUUAAGUAUUAGCAUGGCAAUUAUAUAAUUAAAGUUUAGUAGUAAAUUUAAUUACUUUACGAUGCUUAAAUGGAAGCGUGAUCGGUACAAUUGCGCUGAUUAUAAUACAAGUGGCAGGGAUGUGUUGAGUGAACUUUAGUUGACAAACGUUUAAUUAAUUCUUAAUUGUACUGGAGGUACACAGAAAAUCACAGAAAAAUACAACAGGAUUUGAAAUACUAUUACGAAAAAUCGUGGACUGAUUUAUAGAAUCAUACCCAGAAAUUGGAGAUGGUGUCCUAUUCUAGACAUUUGUUGUUUUCAUGGCGACCUUCAUAACAACAACAACAAUGCACACAGCACAUGGUCAAUCAAGGAACGGGUGAAGGCUUCCUCAGACUGUCAUGGGAAUGACCAUAACCCAAGACCAUUGAGCUUCGGAGCAUAUUUGCACUGUCAUUAACGAAACGCAAUUGCCAAUUACUCGAUACCGCAGGCGUGUGUUUGUAAAAGACAUGAUUGAAGUGAUUUAUCACAAAAAAAACUGAUCGCUCUUUUUGCACAAACAAAUAAACGUGUUUGCACGAA
Molecule: messenger RNA, 3477 nt
Organism: Lethenteron reissneri (Far Eastern brook lamprey)
Lineage: Eukaryota; Metazoa; Chordata; Hyperoartia; Petromyzontiformes; Petromyzontidae
Product: exocyst complex component 7-like
Biological process (GO): exocytosis
Cellular component (GO): exocyst
Molecular function (GO): phosphatidylinositol-4,5-bisphosphate binding
Source: RefSeq, a predicted model, not a curated record